Molecule: messenger RNA, 2040 nt
Organism: Coniosporium apollinis CBS 100218
Lineage: Eukaryota; Fungi; Ascomycota; Dothideomycetes
Exons: 5
Coding region: 1-2040 (679 amino acids)
Biological process (GO): response to endoplasmic reticulum stress; protein folding
Cellular component (GO): endoplasmic reticulum
Molecular function (GO): protein disulfide isomerase activity
Source: RefSeq, a predicted model, not a curated record
AUGCGGACUGCCGCAGUUUUUGGCCUUGCUGCCCUUGCAGCUGGAGCGAUUGCUUCCGACGUGCACGACCUCAAGCAGGAUACGUUCAAGAGCUUUAUAGAAGAACACAAUCUUGUGCUUGCAGAGUUCUUCGCGCCAUGGUGUGGUCACUGCAAGGCGCUCGCACCUGAGUACGAGGAGGCCGCUACACAAUUGAAGGAGAAGGACAUCCCUCUAGCAAAGGUCGACUGCACGGAAGAGGCGGAACUCUGCUCCAGCUAUGGAGUCGAGGGUUAUCCAACUCUGAAAAUCUUCCGCGGGCCGGAUAACGUCAGUCCUUAUAGUGGGCAGAGGAAAGCCCAAGCAAUCAUCUCCUACAUGACCAAGCAAGCUAUGCCUGCCGUCUCGGUACUCGACAGCAAGACCCUCGCGGACUUCAAGACUGCCGACAAGGUCGUACUUGUGGGAUACUUUGCCGCCGAUGACAAAUCCUCGAACGAAACCUUCUCCUCCGUCGCUGAGGGUCUCCGAGACAGCUUCCUCUUCGGCGCCACCAAUGACGCCGCUCUGGCCAAGGCUGAGGGAGUCAAGCAGCCUGCCAUUGUCCUCUACAAAACUUUCGACGAGGGCAAGAACACCUUCACUGAUAAGUUCUCGAAGUCUGCUAUCGAAGAUUUCGCCAAGGUCGCCUCGGUACCAUUGGUUGGCGAGGUUGGCCCUGAGACAUAUGCUGGCUACAUGGCUGCCGGCAUUCCCCUUGCCUAUAUCUUCGCCGAGACGCCUGAGGAGCGUGAGGAGCUCGCGACUGCUUUGAAGCCCGUCGCCACGAAGCACAAGGGCAAGAUCAACAUUGCCACCAUUGAUGCCACGGCGUUCGGCCAACACGCCGGCAACCUCAACCUCGAGGUCGGCAACUGGCCCGCUUUCGCCAUUCAGGACACCCAGAAGAACCAGAAGUUCCCGUUCACCCAGGGCCAGAAGCUGACCGAGUCAGCGAUCGGCAAGUUCGUCGAUGACUUCCUCGCUGGCAAGGUUGAGCCGAGCAUUAAGUCUGAGCCCAUUCCCGAGAAGAAUGACGGCCCAGUUACGGUCAUCGUUGCGCACAACUACAAGGACAUCGUCAUGGAUGACAGCAAGGAUGUCCUGGUCGAGUUCUACGCGCCAUGGUGCGGUCACUGCAAGGCUCUCGCCCCCAAGUACGAAGAGCUCGGCUCCCUCUACGCCAACCACCCCAACAUCGUCAUUGCCAAGGUCGACGCGACCGCCAACGACGUUCCCGAGGAGAUCCAGGGCUUCCCGACGAUCAAGCUCUACGCCGCCGGCCGCAAGUCCGACCCCGUGGAGUACACCGGCAGCCGCACCGUCGAGGACCUCGCAAACUUCAUCAAGGAGAACGGCGCCCACGGCGUCGACGUCUACGGUGAUUCCGACGACACGCUUGAGCUCCGGGACCUAUCCGACAUGCCCGAGCAGGCUGCCGCCGCUACCAAGAGCGCCAAAGACGCCGCUUCGGGCGCCGCUUCCAAGGUCAGUGGAGCGGGCGAGGCCGCUACCGAUGCGGCUGCUGGCGCGGCGUCCCAGGCUAGCGGCUCAGCGGCGAACGUGGCCGGGAAGGCUACUGACGCUGCCGCUGAUGCGGCUUCCAAAGCUAGCGGAACGGCGGCCGGUGCCGCCUCCAAGGCUACCGAUGCGGCUGCGGAUGCGGCUUCCCAGGCCAGCGGUUCAGCCGCCAGUGCCGGUUCGAAGGUCAGCGAGGCGGCUUCCGGUGCGGCUGAUAAGGCUACUGGAGCGGCUGCGGAUGCGGCGUCCAAGGCGAGCGGAUCCGCAGGAAGCGCAGCCGCAAAGGCUACCGACGCGGCAGGGAGCGCAGCUGAGAAGGCCACUGCGCCCGCAUCUUCAGCUGCUUCGGACGCGGCUAGCAAGGCUAGUGGUGCGGCUGCCAGCGGUGCGGAGGCCGUUAAGGAUAAGGUCAAGACCAAGAUCAGCGAGGGCGCUGAGGCGGUUAAGACCAUGGUUAUGGACGAUGAUGAUAUGGCGGCGGAGCACCACGAUGAGUUGUAG